Molecule: messenger RNA, 2951 nt
Organism: Amphiprion ocellaris (clown anemonefish)
Lineage: Eukaryota; Metazoa; Chordata; Actinopteri; Pomacentridae
Gene: fzd3a
Product: frizzled class receptor 3a
Exons: 3
Coding region: 558-974 (138 amino acids)
Biological process (GO): non-canonical Wnt signaling pathway; canonical Wnt signaling pathway
Cellular component (GO): plasma membrane
Molecular function (GO): Wnt-protein binding; Wnt receptor activity
Source: RefSeq, a predicted model, not a curated record
ACCGGCUGCGUAUGCUCCGGUUUUACCAUCAGCCAGAUUGGACUAACCGUCAUCUUUUGUCAGCGCCGCGUUCAUCCGCAUUUCUGUCCGUUAAAGCGGAUAACUGCGUCCGCUGAGUCAGUUACCGUAAGAGAGGUACAAACUAGCUACGGUGACUAACCUCCCCGUAACGUCGGUUAGCUUCUUCUAUUAACGGAUGGAUCCCGGAGCCGGUAACACCGACGCACAGACUGAGCAUCGUUUCUAAACAUCCGCGGUCGUCCCUGAUAUUCAUCCGGAGCUUCGUCGUGGCAGCAGAGGGAGGAGUGGGAACCGCUCAGUGGCAUCUUAAAGGACUACAGCGUCUCGGAGCUGAUAGGGGCCUCGUGGCACUCGGUGUAGGCGCUGACUGGAGUCUCCACGGCGAUGGAUGCAGCCAGCUUCUACCAUGGAUUACCAGCCCAGACUGUUUCUGUGUGAUCUGACGGGGAAGACGAGGCUCCCAGACGGUCCUUAAGCCUCCCGCUUUCCUUUUCCCGCUCAAGCCUUCGUCUUGGUCUCGCCUCCAUUCUGCCGUCAUGGAUCUCCUGUGGGCGCUGUCCGUCUCCAUGCUGACGGCGUGCGUCGCCAUCCCCAUGGACGCGGCGGCCGGCAGCCACAGCCUGUUCACCUGCGAGCCCAUCACCCUGCGCAUGUGUCAGGGGCUGCCCUACAACUCCACCUUCAUGCCCAACAUGCUGAACCACUACGACCAGCAGACAGCCGCCCUCGCCAUGGAGCCGUUCCAUCCCAUGGUGAACCUGCAGUGCUCUCCGGAGCUCAGGAUGUUCCUCUGUGCCCUCUAUGCCCCGGUGUGCACCGAGUAUGGCCGCAUGACUCUGCCCUGUCGCCGCCUCUGUCUGCAGGCCAAGAGCGACUGCUACAAGCUAAUGGACAUGUUUGGUGUCAGCUGGCCGGAGGAGAUGGACUGCAACAGGUUGGCACAACGGCAAUAAUUCUGUUCUGCUGGAUUUAUCUCAGUCGCAACAAACCCUGUGAGGGAGCAGCAAUAAAGCAGCAGCAGGCCAGCAAGUGUUGGAAAUGAUUUAUUCUGACAGCCAUAAAGUAGAAGAAGAAGAGGUUAGAAAAAAAGAUUGAAUAUUAGUUGAGUUGAAGAAAUUAGUGUUAUGGCCCCUAAAUAUAAAUAAAAAGCUUUAAUGAUAACAUUGGAAUCUAGUAGGGCUGGUCCGAAUAACAAUUUCUGGGAUAUUCCGGAUGUCUGGGCCCAAUUAAUGAUGAAUAUCUGAAUAUUCAGCUCAUAUGAAUGGCAGAAUAUUAUUCAUUUAUUUAUAUUAUUCGUUUCUUUAUUUAUUAAAACAGUAAAGGGCAUUUAAACAAACUAAUGUAGAAAUUCUAAACUAGAAAAGCACUCAGAGAGCGCAGUACUCCUCCAAGGCUGCUCAGCUGAUGUAUCAUUUCCAACGGAUGAAAUCUUUAAUAAAAAAUGACCUGGUGCUGAGCACAGGCAUGUGUUAUGCAUGUGCAUGUUAUGUAUUUAUACUGAAUCACGUGUAAUUUACCCUUAUAAAGGUCUGUUGAUCAUUUCAUCACUUUUGGCAAGCCUUUGUUUUGCUAGUGUUAAAAUAACCCUUCCCUCCAUGCUUUUAUUUUGAAGGCAUAGUUUACGGGCUUUUAUUUUGUAACCAUUCCAGCGGCACAAGAAAUGUCUAAGAAGCGGUUUCUUGACAUGACAAAGACGCUGCCGAAAAGUCCGAAAAUUCACAUGAAGAUGAAAGAAAACGGUUCCAUGCUGUUGCUGUCUAACAAAGGAUGUGUCUAAACUGAGAAGCUCCUAGCUGGGAUGGAGAGAAGAAAGGAGUGAAGGACAGAAAGGGGAAUUUGUGUUCAAAACAAGGCUGACAGCUGAAAAAGGCUUUGUGAAACAUCAGGAGCUUCACCAUUGUCUGGCUGGGGUUUGCUACAUACAUGACCUAAAUAUGUAGCAGGACUCAGAAACAGCCCACAGUUUAAUCAUGAGUUCCUUGGAUGAUUUCAAACUGAUAAAUCAGUCAGUUUGUAGUAGGAUCGCAAUCAUGUGAUCGUCAGCAGGUAACUGACACAGUGUUCAGUUGUUGUCAUGGUUACAGCGGCACUGUGCCGGCAGCUAUAUCUGGCAAUGGGAAAUCCUUUACAAAGCUGUGGAUCCAGAUUAUAAGCUGCAUCACUGCCUAAAUCUAAUCACUUGGUCCUGGUGUCAUUUCUGACUUUUCCUGAAAGUUUCAUCCAAAUCUGUGAGUCCGUUUUUGAGUAAUGUUUCACACAGACAGACAGACAGAUUCACAGACAGUCGUAAGCCGAUCGUCACAGAACUCAGCUGUUCCUUGGCGGAGUAGCUAUGACGUUUUUUUUCCAUGUUUUGGAUGACAGAAUUAACUAUGACAUUUUCGUGAUGUUUUGUACGACAUACGAAACUAUGACCUUUUUUUUCCACAUUUAGGACGACAUACUAAAUUAUGACGUUUUAGUGAUGUUUUUGACAACAUGCUGAACGAUGAUUUUUUUUCAUUAUUUUGGACGACAUACUAAACUAUGACAUUUUUGUCAUAUUUUGGACGACGGACUAAACUAUUAUGUUUUGUCAUAUUUUGGACGACAUACUAAACUGACAUUUUCUCCACAUUUUGAACGACAUACUAAACUAUGACAUUUUUGUCACAUUUUGGACGACAUACUAAACUAUGACAUGAUGAUAUCAUGAUGUUUUUUUUCAAAGAAAACCUUUCUGGAGUGUUUUUCACAGCCUCGUUUACAUUAAUUUAUCAUAUGGCACGUUUUUACAACAUGUUUGAAAAAUCACAUUUUAUUUCGACAUAGUAUAGUAAGGCGUUUUUUUGCGCCAAAAUUCAUGAUGAUUUUUUUUUCAAAGAAAACCUUUCUGGAGUGUUUUUCACGGCCUCCUUUACAUUAUUUCAUCAUAUGGCACGUUUUUACAA